UGAGGGUUCUUCUAGUUUCUUCCUACAAACAGGUUAAAAGUGGAUUUGUGGAUUUAUAAAAAGGGAUGUCACGUCGACUUAUUCCUAUGACCCUGGAAAGGAAGGAGGUGGGUUGUUACUCUGCACAGGGCUCUGUUGCAGGUGUUUAUUAUGCUCGGUAACAGCAUUCCAAGGUGGUUUUCCAAGGUGGUUUUCAGCUACUUCUGUUGGCCGAACUAUCCAGAGUGAUCCUGGUGCUGUCAAAGUGCUUCUGACUCCAUCUGAGAAUGAGCAUUUGGUCCUUUCAUAGAGAUUAGUGAAGAACCUUGCCCAGUGCUUUUUGGUUCAUAAACAAAUGAGAUUUCUUCACUUGGUGCUUCCUCUGAUAUCAGACUUAUUAUACACUUCCAUUAUAGUUGGAGGAAACAAUUGUCUCCGAAAUUUAUGCAAACGAUACCUUUAUUAGUUGGGUGCCCCCAACACUCUUCAAGCAGUCACAGACAGUCUGGAUGUUCUGUGGAAUUAGAUUUGUAUAGUUAUGUGGCAUAUUUUAGUUGGAAAUAAAAAAAUACAAGAGAAAAAUCCAGACCUAAAUUUAACCUCCAGACAGGGAAAGCUGGUUCUCAUGAACUGCAAGAAGUUAAAUUUGCCAGACAAAUGGGGCAUUCAAUACCAGGAGUAUACAAUACAAAAAAAGUACUAACUUUCCACAAUGUUGUUUGGGUCGCUGGAUAAAAAUAUUUAAUAGACAAACAAUGGAAAUUCUGGGCAUAUUGUUAAUAGCAUAUAUGAUUCCUUAGUACAGGUGGAGCUGAGAUAGGGCUGAGGAGGCUGGCCAGAGCAUGUGAUGGAAUGGUGCAUACUUCAUGGUCCCUAAUGACAUCAUUUCCGGUUUACACUGGAAGUGAUGGGGGUCUCAGCCUGGCCAAUUCUUUAAGAAUAAGUCCAAUUCAUAGCAAAAGUUAGCAAACCUGGCUCUGAGCCGCAAAAUCAUUUUCAUUUCAUUUUUUUUUCAUUUAUUAGAUUUUUUUGUCUGCUCUCCUCAUGGCAGGCUCAGAGCAGAGUAACAACCAGGUUAAAACACAUUAAAACAUACAUAAAACACAAAAUCACACAAUGAUAAAACUCAGUUCAUACACUUAAGAUUGUGGCCCCCAAAAUAUGCCCCACUCCAUUAACACUCAAGGGGCGGGAGUGGAGAGAGCAGCCAGUCUGAUGGAAAGCUUGCCCUCCCCCCCUCCCUCGGGACAGGAGGCUAGCGGGGAGACACCCUGCCACUGGACGCAAAUCCUGCUGUUCUUCUGCAGAUCAACACAGCUACCACCUAAAACUUUCUCCUAGAAGAGUUCGCACCCUUCCUAAGCCCUUGACUUCAGUGGGCUCGAAAGGGUAAAAGUGUCUUUUGUAACACACCGGGGUUGCCACUAAGAACACUUCCUUAACAACAAGGACUCACUGGGCUUUCUGGACAUACUCGAAUUGUCUGUAUGUAUGGGCUUAUCUCACACACAAACUGGUAGCCAGGUGGAGGCGCUGCCCCACGCCGCUGGGAAAUCUGGGUAGGGGCUUGAGGUGGUCCCCGCGCCGAUCCCUUUCUCCUCCCCGAACAGCGCACAAUACAAACCGGUGACCAGCAUCCCUCUGCACCGGGCCCGGAUUGUCCUGCUCUCAGUCCAAAGGGAGGCAGGUCCUGACAGCCACAUAAAGAAACAGCACUUAAAAAUACCAAUGAAGCGGGCCGAACGUGCUUUUGAAGCAGUCUUUGGCGGGCCGAGUGCAGGAAACCGCCCUUGUCCUUUUCGGUAUUUCGGAACGUCGGUCGAUUCUCCCUCUGGCCCGGCGUAGCCCGCCUUCGGAGCGCGCCGAUUGCAAAAGACGGGCUUGCGUCAGGCCCCCCGCGCCGCUGCCUGCCAGUAAAUACAAAGGAAGCCCAGUUUCUCUGGCCGCCCCGGCGCUUGCCUGGAGACUGUCUCGCCGCGGAAGCGCUCGGCCGCUGGACAGGCCCCUGCGGGACUGCUGUCAAUUGAAGGGCCGCGAGCUUUAGCCGGCGAAGCGCACGCGGGGCUUCCGACCCGGAGGGCGGAUCGGUGUCACAGCUUCGGCUCCCGCGGGAGGCGACCUUGAGCCGGGAGUGUGGCCUAUCGCUUCCUUUGGAACUGGCCAGAGAGCGGAGGAGCGGCACGCCGCCACCCCGAGAAUGGAAAGCGACAGAGCUCCUGGGCAGAUGCCUGUUGCCAACAAGGGUCACAGUUCAGCUUUCUGAUGGACAAAGAAGUUGAAACUGCUGAGGGCUGCUAGAGAGAUCCAGGCUCCCUCCAGCCAGACACAUUUUUCCUCUUGAAGAACUAGAAGACUUUGGAGAUGAGGAGCAGGAGCAACUCUGGAGUCCGUUUAGAUGGCUAUGCUCGGCUGGUUCAACAGACCAUUUUGAGUCACCAGAACCCAGUUACAGGGCUGCUGUCUGCCAGCACAGAGCAAAAGGAUGCCUGGGUCCGAGACAACAUUUACAGCAUUUUGGCUGUGUGGGGUCUGGGGAUGGCCUACAGGAAGAAUGCAGACCGGGAUGAAGAUAAAGCCAAAGCUUAUGAACUAGAGCAAAAUGUUGUGAAACUGAUGAGGGGACUUCUGCAAUGCAUGAUGAGACAGGUAGAUAAGGUUGAGAAGUUCAAGCACACACAAAGUACCAAGGAUUGCCUACAUGCCAAAUAUAACACCGCCACCUGUGGGACUGUAGUGGCCGAUAACGAGUGGGGGCAUCUGCAAGUAGAUGCAACUUCACUUUAUCUUCUCUUCCUGGCUCAGAUGACAGCCUCUGGACUGCGUAUUGUGUUCACACUCGAUGAAGUUGCAUUUAUACAGAAUCUUGUGUUUUACAUAGAGGCUGCAUACAAAGUUGCUGAUUAUGGCAUGUGGGAACGUGGCGAUAAAACCAACCAGGGCAUCCCUGAACUGAAUGCAAGUUCUGUUGGAAUGGCCAAAGCUGCCUUGGAAGCAAUUGAUGAAUUGGACCUUUUUGGAGCUGGAGGAGGACACAAGUCAGUAAUUCAUGUUCUUCCAGAUGAAGUUGAACAUUGUCAGUCUAUUCUAUACUCCAUGUUGCCGAGGGCAUCCACAUCAAAAGAAAUUGAUGCCGGCCUGUUGUCCAUUAUUUCUUAUCCUGCUUUUGCUGUGGAGGACAUGAAUGUUGUUAAUGCAACUAAAAAUGAAAUUAUCACCAAGCUCCAGGGACGAUAUGGCUGCUGCCGUUUUCUUCGAGAUGGAUAUAAAACACCAAGAGAGGAUCCAAACAGAUUACACUAUGAUCCUGCAGAACUCAAACUAUUUGAGAAUAUAGAAUGUGAGUGGCCUGUAUUCUGGACGUAUUUCCUAAUUGAUGGUGUGUUUAAUGGUGACAGAAUUCAGGUACAAGAGUACAGAGAAGCCUUGGAAGGGAUACUCAUAAGGAAAAAAAAUGGGAUUCUUCUGAUGCCAGAGCUGUAUGCAGUUCCUCCAGAUAAGGUGAAUGAAGAAUAUGAGAAUCCUCACACAGUGGACCGUGUCCCAGCUGGGAAGCUACCUCAUCUGUGGGGCCAAUCCUUAUAUAUCCUCAGUGCCCUCCUAGCAGAGGGUUUUCUGGCUACUGGAGAAAUUGAUCCUUUAAAUAGGAGGUUUUCAACUGCUUUUAAGCCUGAUGUUGUAGUUCAAGUAACUGUUCUAGCAGAAUCCAAUGAAAUUAAGAAACUGCUGGAACAUCAUGGAAUCAAUGUUCAGAGCAUCUCUGACAUUAAUCCCAUCAGGGUGCAGCCAGCACGGAUCCUGAGCCACCUGUAUGCCAAGCUUGGCCGCAAUAAACACAUGAAAUUGAGUGGAAGACCUUACCGACAUAUCGGUGUUUUAGGAACAUCCAAGCUUUAUGUUAUAAGAAAUCAAAUAUUUACUUUUACUCCUCAGUUUACAGAUCAGCAUCACUUCUAUUUAGCCUUAGACAAUCGGAUGGUUGUGGAGAUGCUCCGAACAGAGCUGGCUUAUCUCACCUCCUGCUGGAGGAUGAUCGGCAGACCAACACUUGCGUUCCCGAUUACCAACACAAUGCUCAUUGAUGAUGGUUCAGAUGUUGAUCCAGCUAUUCUUGCCACCAUAAGAAAACUUGGGGAUGGAUACUUUGGAGGAGCUAGGGUGAAGUUGGGUAAACUUUCAGACUUUCUUACCACUUCGUUCUACACAAACCUAAGCUUCCUAGAUCCAGAUUGUGAUGGGAAACUAUUUGAUGAUUUCAGUGAAGGCUAUUCUAGUCCUGAAAGUGGUUAUGAACUAGAAGAUUAUGCAGACACCUAUGACAAAGAAAUCCAAGAUGAACUGGACCAGUACAUACACAGUAUGUUGCAGAGCACGGCUCUUAAACCCUAUCUGCCUCCAAUCUCAAAAGCCUCCAGUUCACCCCAUGUGUUUAGUGCUGUUCAUUCCACCAGAGAAAUACUGUCAAUCAUGGCCAAGGCAAAGGGCCUGGAUAUUCCAAGUGUUUCUAUGUCUUUGCCUACAAAAGUUUUAAAUACACAUCGAAAAUCUCUGAACCUUGUUGACUCUCCACAUCCAGUGCAAGACAAACAGGAACCAGAAGCAGUUCUUCAUUUACCCAAAGAUGAUCAUGGUGAUUUGGACUGUGAGAAAUUAGUUGGGCAGCUCAAGGAAUGUCCCAGUUUACACGACCAGGCAGACAUACUGUACAUCUUAUACCUAAUAAAAGGCCUUGACUGGGAAACACAGCUCUAUGGCCAGUGUGGCGUCACCGUUCAUUGUCUUCUCAGUGAGCUCUAUAGCAAAGCAGGCCUGAACCAAGAAUGGGGCUUGAUCCGCUACAUCUCUGGCAUACUCAGAAAAAGGGUGGAAGUCUUGGCUGAGGCAUGCACAGACCUUCUAUCACACCAGAAGCAACUUACAGUCGGUCUGCCACCUGAGCCACGUGAAAAAACAAUCACAGCCCCUUUGCCACCUGAACAGCUCAUUCAACUUAUCUAUGAAGCCAGUGGAGAAGACAUCAGCAUUGCCGUUCUUACACAGGAAAUAAUGGUGUACUUGGCCAUGUAUGUCCGGUCACAGCCCAGUCUCUUUGCAGAGAUGCUCAGACUCCGCAUUGGUCUCAUCAUUCAAGUGAUGGCCACAGAACUGGCUCGCAGCUUGAAUUGUUCCGGUGAAGAAGCCUCUGAAAGUUUAAUGAAUCUAAGCCCCUUUGAUAUGAAGAAUCUCCUUCACCAUAUUCUCAGCGGGAAGGAAUUUGGAGUCGAAAGAAGCAUGCGUCCUCUUGAUUCCAGCAGUUCAAGUCCUGCAAUAUCUAUUCAUGAAGUGGGUCAUACAGGAGCAACCAAAACAGAGAGAAGUGGCAUUACGAGGCUGAAGAGCGAGAUGAAGCAGAGGCAUGGGAGACUGAGUAGUAGUGAACAGUUCUUCUAUGGGGGCCAUUCCACAUCCAGCAGCAUGCACUCUUCCAGGUCCAUGAGAGGCAGUAGUCCUUCUUCUCCUACUAGCACGUCUUCCCUGAUGGGGUCUGGCAGACACUGCAUCAGCUGGGGUGAUCGUCAAGGGCAAUGGCUUCGCAGGAGACGACUUGAUGGUGCCAUUAAUAGAGUCCCUGUUGGUUUCUAUCCAAAAGUGUGGAAGAUCCUCCAGAAGUGCCAUGGUCUGUCUAUUGAUGGCUAUGUCCUUCCUUCGUCAACUACAAGAGAGAUGACUGCUUGUGAGAUCAAGUUUGCUGUCCAUGUUGAGUCGGUGUUGAACCACGUACCCCAACCUGAAUACAGGCAGCUGCUGGUAGAAGCCAUCCUUGUGCUUACAGUGUUAUCCGAAAUAGAGGUGAACAGCAUUGGGGGUAUAAUUCAUGUGGAUCGGAUAGUGCACAUAGCAAAUGAUCUCUUUCUUCAGGAGCAGAAAGCUCUUGGAGCAACUGAUAGUUUCCUGGAACGAGACCUAGCCACCGGAAUCUGCUACUUUUUGUAUGACAGUGCCCCAAGUGGUGCUUAUGGGACAAUGACAUAUCUCACAAAAGCAGUAGCAACCUACCUACAAGAGUUUCUACCGAGCACAGGAUGCCUAAUGCAAUAAACUGUCUAAAAUACAAACGUUAAUUUUUAAAAAUCAAAUUGUUUUCUUCUGGUUCUAGAAUCUGCCUCCUUAAAUGAACUGUGACAACGGCACUUUGUCUCAACACUGUGCACCUAUAGACCACUGUCCUUUCAGAGAGGACACUGGUCUAUAGGUGAUAUUUUCAUUAUUAUGGACAAAACGCAGUUCAAGUAAAUAUAAUCUAGAUCUGCUCUGACUCAGACACAUGAAAUUAAAUAUUGUGUAUCAGUACCAAAAAAAAAAGUAUAUCUUUGGAAAUUUAUCAAUGCAAUAUAGGAAAACGUCUCUGUAGUGAAAAAACAAACGUUACUUAUAUUCCAAAUUCACAUCACUGUUUUAACUUAAGCUUAGCAUUAUAGUAUCCUAUAAUAUCAAGAAUUAUUGUGAAAAUCAAACUGAGGAUUAUUCUUUUUUCACACCAACGUUGAGAUUGGAACACCAGUAAAAGCAAAUGGAAUAGCUGA
Eublepharis macularius is the source of this 6539-nucleotide messenger RNA. RefSeq names its product phosphorylase kinase regulatory subunit alpha 2 (gene PHKA2). The transcript is spliced from 34 exons. Gene Ontology annotation, biological process: glycogen metabolic process. Lineage: Eukaryota; Metazoa; Chordata; Lepidosauria; Squamata; Eublepharidae. Gene Ontology annotation, molecular function: calmodulin binding. The record is from RefSeq and is a predicted model, not a curated record. Bases 2341 to 6054 code for a protein of 1237 amino acids. Gene Ontology annotation, cellular component: phosphorylase kinase complex.